Papaver somniferum (opium poppy) is the source of this 2544-nucleotide messenger RNA. Its product is annotated as probable LRR receptor-like serine/threonine-protein kinase At1g34110. Bases 236 to 2272 code for a protein of 678 amino acids. The record is from RefSeq and is a predicted model, not a curated record. The transcript has 4 exons. Lineage: Eukaryota; Viridiplantae; Streptophyta; Magnoliopsida; Ranunculales; Papaveraceae. Gene Ontology annotation, molecular function: ATP binding; protein kinase activity; protein binding. Gene Ontology annotation, biological process: protein phosphorylation.
UGUUUCAAAAAUAGAAAAAUAGUCACCUCUCUUCUGUCUGUUUCUCACUCUCUUCUCUGUUUUUGAGUCCUGUUCUUCUCUUCAUCCAAGACAAAACUAUACAAAGACACACACAUAGAGAUAGAUAGACAGAGAGAAGUGGUGAAGAGAAAGAGAAUCUAAAACAAAGGAUUUAAUUUAAACUCAAAACUCAACUCAACCACUUGAGAUUGAUCAAAAGACUGGAACACAGAAAAUGGGUCUCAUGGUGAAUCUAUUUUUUUCUGUGUUAGUUUUGAUGAGAUUUUGCUAUGUAUUUGGAAACCCAGAGUUGAAAGCAUUAAUGGAAAUGAAAGCAUCACUAGACCCAGAGAAUAGAUUCUUAUCAUCAUGGACUAGUGAUGGUAAUCCAUGUAGUGGUUCAUUUGAAGGUGUAGCUUGUAAUGAAGAAGGAAAAGUUGCUAAUAUUUCAUUACAAGGGAAAGGGUUAUCAGGAAAAGUUCCAUCAGCUAUUUCUGGAUUGAAAUGUUUAUCUGGUCUUUACUUGCAUUAUAACUCAUUAUCUGGUGAAAUACCCAAAGAGAUCUCAAAUCUUACCGAACUCUCUGAUUUAUAUCUGAAUGUUAAUAAUAUCUCUGGUAUUAUUCCUCCUGAGAUUGGAAAAAUGGCUAGUCUUCAAGUUUUGCAACUUUGUUAUAAUCAGUUGACAGGAAGUAUACCAACUCAACUUGGAUCUUUGAAGAAACUUUCUGUUCUUGCACUUCAAAGUAAUAGAUUAACUGGUGCAAUUCCUGCAAGUUUAGGGGAUUUAAGUGGGUUAAUGAGAUUGGAUGUAAGUUUCAAUCAGCUGUUUGGUUCUAUUCCGGUGAAGUUAGCUGAUGUACCUGUUUUAGAAGUUCUUGAUGUUCGGAAUAAUUCUCUUUCAGGCAAUGUACCUCCAGCUUUGAAGAGAUUGAAUGAGAGAUUUCAAUACGGGAAUAACUCGGAUUUAUGUGGAGCUGGGUUUGCUUCUUUGAGUGUUUGCAGUGCUUCAAGUCAUCUGACUAGUCAGCCUGAACCAUAUGGUCCUAGAGCAAAUCUCACUAAAGAUAUCCCUGAAUCUGCAAAUUUCCGUGUUCAUUGCAAUGAAACCAGCUGCGAGGAAGCCUCUUCAAAAUCCCCAAAAAUGUAUGUUGUUGUUGGUGUUGUUGCAGUGGUUGUGGCUAUAGCUGUCUCCGGUUUAUUGACCUUCUCUUGGUACCGGCGCCGAAAACAAAAGAUUGGAAGCACAUUUGAUACUACAGAUAAUAGACUCAGUACUGAUCAGGUUAACAAGGAAGUUUAUAGAAAAAGUGCUUCUCCAUUGAUAAAUCUUGAGUAUUCAAAUGGUUGGGAUCCAUUAGCAGACGGGCGUAAUGGCGGUGGAUUCUCUCAAGAGGUUUUGCAGACUUUCAGGUUUAAUUUAGAAGAGGUUGAAUCUGCAACACAGUACUUCUCUGAUGUGAAUUUGUUGGGUAAAAGCAAUUUUUCAGCAAUUUACAAAGGGAUUUUGAGAGAUGGAUCUAUUGUUGCUAUUAAGAGUAUUAAGAAGACAAGCUGUAAGUCUGAAGAAGCCGAGUUCUUGAAGGGAUUGACUCUACUGACCUCAUUGAGACAUGAGAACCUUGUUGGUUUGAGGGGUUUUUGCUGUUCAAGAGGUAGAGGCGAGUGUUUCCUCAUUUAUGAUUUCGUUCCCAAUGGAAACUUGUUGCAGUAUCUUGAUUUGAAGGACGGUAAUACACGUGUUCUUGACUGGUCUACCAGAGUUUCAAUCAUCAACGGCAUUGCCAAAGGUAUUGAGUAUUUACAUGGGAACAAAGUGAACAAGCCAUCUCUAGUUCACCAAAACUUAUCUGCCGAGAAAGUCCUCAUAGAUCAGAAAUUCAACCCAUUGCUUUCGGAUUCUGGCUUACACAAGCUCCUGGCCGAUGAUAUUGUUUUCUCGACACUGAAGGCCAGUGCUGCUAUGGGCUAUCUUGCUCCAGAAUACACAACGACAGGCCGUUUCACAGAGAAGAGUGAUGUCUAUGCAUUUGGGAUGAUCAUUUUGCAAAUCCUUUGUGGCAAGAGAAAAAUCACUCCUCCAAUGCGAGUUGGAGCUGAAUGCUGCAAGUUCGAAGAUUUCAUGGAUGCAUAUCUUGAUGGGGAGUACGCUGAACCCGAAGCUGCAAAUCUCGUAAAGAUAGCAUUGAUCUGCACCCAUAAAUCUCCAAGCCAAAGACCUGACAUGGUAACAGUCAUUCAAGAACUAAAUAUGGUUCCUAACAAUUCCUAGUAUUCACGGCCUAUACCGAAAACAACGGUCACUAGCAUCGUCAUCGUCAUUGUCGCAUCACUAACUACUUACUGAUGUUGGACUGAAAAUUUCAAGCUAGAUUUAAGCAUUGUCCUCUUCCUAAGGACCAAGUUAGGCUUCGUUUGUGAAUGAAAUCAUGUUCCAUGUAUUAUUAGUAGUUUAGAGGAGGAAUUUUGUAACAGAGUCGGUACAUUAACUUGUACUCCUAAUUAAUCUUAAUUUAGCUGUAUAACAAAAUGUCUUCCUUCAUU